Molecule: messenger RNA, 1330 nt
Organism: Dermatophagoides farinae (American house dust mite)
Lineage: Eukaryota; Metazoa; Arthropoda; Arachnida; Sarcoptiformes; Pyroglyphidae
Source: RefSeq, a predicted model, not a curated record
GUGAAUUUUUUGUUUUGUUUUGUUUUGUUUACAAUUUUUGUUUUUAUUUGUGUGAAAUUUUUUUUUUGUAUUCACGAUUCAUGAUCAUAGGAUAAAUCAUGGCCGAAACUUAUAGCCGAGCAUGUAAAAUGAAAACUUUACAUAAAAGUUUUGUUGCUCAAGAAUUUAAACAUAAUCCAAGAAAUGUGAAUUUUUUUGAUGAAAUGUGUGAAACGGAUAUAACGAAAGAAGAAAAAGAUAUUCUGAAACGUUAUAAAAAUCUGGCGAAACUUGUGCAAUCACAACGAAGAAAUCAUAAUCUACGUAAAGAACGUGAACAAGAAAUCGAAGACGAUAUCAAUACAUUACGAUAUAAAUGUACACAAUUGGUUGAAUUGAUUCGUUCAAGUAAUCAUAUUAUUGUCUAUACUGGUGCCGGAAUCAGUACAUCGGCAUCGAUACCAGAUUAUCGUGGUCCAAAUGGUGUUUGGACACGUAUCAAAAAUGGUGACAAUACGCCCAAUGUUAAUGAUUUAGCCUUUUCAGAGCCAACAUUUACACAUAUGGCCAUUGUUUCAUUGAUGAAACAAAACAUAAUCAAACAUGUUGUAUCACAAAACUGUGAUGGACUUCAUCUUCGUAGUGGUAUACCAUCCGAACAUUUAUCCGAAAUUCAUGGCAACAUGUAUAUAGAAGUUUGUCGUAAUUGUAAAAAAUCAUAUACACGUUCAUUUGAUGUGACAGAAAAAACUGCUUUACGACGACAUGAAACAGGUCGCCAUUGUCAUCAAUGUCCUGCGGAUGUUGGAAAAUUAAUCGACACUAUUGUACAUUUUGGUGAAAAAGGUAAACUUAAACAUCCAUUACGAUGGGAAGCGGCCACAAAUGAAGCACAAAAAGCUGAUCUAAUUAUCUGUAUGGGUAGUAGUCUGAAAAUAUUACGUAAAUAUGCUUGUUUAUGGCCAAAAAAUAAGCAAAAAAAUAAAAAGAACAAAUUAGCGAUAAUCAAUCUACAAUGGACACCGAAAGAUUCACAAGCAGUGGUUAAAAUAAAUGGAAAAUGUGACAUAGUCAUGAAAGAAUUAAUGGCCAUGUUAAACAUAUCAUUAUCAUCAUAUGAAAGACAAAAUGAUCAAGUAUUACGUGAUCACAAGCCAUUAUUACCAGAAGAAGAACAUACAUGUAAUCGGAUACGUUUGGAACAAUUGUUUCAAACGAAUAAUGAAAUGAUUAAUAUUGAAAAAUUGAAUACAAUGCAACCAGCUUGGUUUGGAAAAGGUGUACACAGAAAAAAGUGAAAAAUUUUAUUAAUUAAUUAUAAAUAAAAAAAAAGAAUUCUCCAAUAAUUCAA